Brassica oleracea var. oleracea is the source of this 1302-nucleotide messenger RNA. Its product is annotated as transcription factor MYB82. Lineage: Eukaryota; Viridiplantae; Streptophyta; Magnoliopsida; Brassicales; Brassicaceae. The transcript has 3 exons. The record is from RefSeq and is a predicted model, not a curated record. Bases 366 to 962 code for a protein of 198 amino acids.
ACUGGUAUUGGUAUAGAGAGGAAGGAAUAAAAUAUCAGUGUGAUUGAAGAAAGAGACUGAGUGGUAUAUGGAGUUGCGCAGGUAUCGAGGUUGAUGGCAAUCUCCUACCCCUUGAUCUGCCUUGAUUAUAUGUUUGCCUUCGUAACAAUACUCGCGGAUAAAAACAAAGGAAGUAGAGCUUUUACAGCUAUGGUUUGCACGAAUUUACAGUAGUUUCACUGUUUGAAAAGUAGUCUUUAUCCCUUCAAUAAUGUUAAUAGAUAGUCCCCACAUGUUAGAACUAAAGCUGGAAACUCGCGCACGUUAUGCGCAUUUUAUAGCAAACACCGCCUCACUUUCAAACUGUGGAGGGCAAAAGAAGAAGGAUGGAGAAAAGGGAAGAAGAAAGGAAGACUCAUGUUAAAAGAGGGUUGUGGAAACCUGAAGAAGACAUGAUACUUCGAAGCUAUGUCGACACUCAUGGAGAAGGAAACUGGGCAGACAUCUCUCGUAGAUCCGGAUUGAAGAGAGGAGGCAAAAGCUGUCGGUUGAGAUGGAAGAACUACCUAAGACCAAACAUCAAAAGAGGAGGCAUGACGCCUCAAGAACAAGACCUCAUCAUCCGCAUGCACAAGCUUCUCGGCAACCGAUGGUCAUUGAUCGCGGGUCGCCUUCCCGGUAGGACUGACAACGAAGUCAAGAACUACUGGAAUACCCAUUUGAACAAGAAAUCCAGUUCCAGGAAACAAAAUGCAACUGAAUCAGUGGAAGCCACUCCAUGGGUCGACAAACCAGUUAUGUCUACAGAAGGGAGAGGAAGCCAUGGAGGAGGAGAGGGAGAAGAGGACACUACCACUACCUGGAUGGAGGAGACCAACUUCUUCGCCCGCAUAGAAUCUCCCCAGCCUCUCACUGCUCAUUACCCAGACACUCUUUGUUUUGACCCAUCUUUCGCCUUCACCGAUUGCUUUCCUCUCCUUUAGCCUUAAGGACUUUCCUGAUUCUAUCUCUGAGCGAUAAAUUCUUGCAUAGACUUUGCGAAUCAUAUUAUACAAUUAGUCUAAGCAAGAAUUAAUCAUGAAUUGUAAUAAGCCCUGGUUCAUUGUGGAUCCUAUUUUUAGCUUAUCAAACAUCAACUCCAGUGCAAUACAUGUAUCUAACUAUUUUGCCACUCGAGAGUUAUCAAGUAAAGAAAACAAAAAACAUACGUCCAUUGAAUUAAUAACUGUGCGUAAUUUUGGAAACAUGUCCUUAAGAAAAGGGAAAGUUGUAAGACUUACAAAACAUCAUCGUCCAGAGAAUAUACGAUACCAUCAUCAAGAG